AUGGAUUAUCAGAACCGCGCUGGUUCAAAGUUCGGCGGUGGCGGUGUGGCCUCGCAGUCCGCCACCAACGCCGACCGACGAGAACGACUUCGCAAACUCGCGCUCGAGACCAUCGAUCUUGACAAAGACCCCUACUUCUUCAAGAACCACGUUGGCAGCUUUGAAUGCCGACUCUGUCUCACGGUCCACCAGAACGAUGGUUCAUAUCUCGCCCAUACACAGGGUCGCAAGCACCAAACGAACCUCGCUCGCCGUGCUGCUCGCGAGCAAAAAGAAGCGCAAAAAGAUGGACAAAUGUUGUCGGGUAUGAUGGGCGUACAAGUCAAAAAGAACAUGGUCAAGAUCGGACGGCCGGGCUACAAGAUCACUAAGAUUCGAGACCCUCUGACGCGACAGGUCGGGUUGCUCUUUCAGCUGCUGUACUCUGAAAUCACACCGGGCGUGGAACCUAGAGUGCGAUUCAUGAGCGCGUUCGAACAGAAGAUCGAAGAGCCAGAAAGGGACUACCAGUAUCUGCUUGUCGCUGCGGAGCCGUACGAGACGUGUGCGUUCAAAUUACAGUCCCGGGAGGUCGAUCGCCGUGAGGGACGGUACUGGACGUGGUGGGACGCUGAUGCGAAGGAGUUCUGGUGCCAGGUCUUGUUCAAGACAGAACGAGACGAAAGAUACAGUAACGUGCCGGGUUUGGCCCCAGCAGGAAGGAGAUAA
Molecule: messenger RNA, 708 nt
Organism: Exophiala spinifera
Lineage: Eukaryota; Fungi; Ascomycota; Eurotiomycetes; Chaetothyriales; Herpotrichiellaceae
Exons: 1
Coding region: 1-708 (235 amino acids)
Biological process (GO): spliceosomal complex assembly
Cellular component (GO): nucleus; catalytic step 2 spliceosome; U2-type prespliceosome
Molecular function (GO): zinc ion binding; nucleic acid binding
Source: RefSeq, a predicted model, not a curated record